Messenger RNA from Plasmodium vivax (malaria parasite P. vivax), 7406 nucleotides. Its product is annotated as ARID/BRIGHT DNA binding domain containing protein. The transcript is spliced from 3 exons. The record is from RefSeq and is a predicted model, not a curated record. NCBI's taxonomy places the organism in Eukaryota, Apicomplexa, Aconoidasida, Haemosporida, Plasmodiidae. The coding region runs from base 1 to 6942 and encodes 2313 amino acids. Gene Ontology annotation, molecular function: DNA binding.
AUGGAGAGGGGCGAGUUUUACCGGAAGUACCAGGAGUACUACGAAAGCGACAUAAGCCAAAUCCCGCCGCUGAUCGAGGGCAUGGGCAUCGAGCUGUAUGACUUGUACCUGAGUGUGCUGAGCCAUGGGGGGUACUCCUGUGUCAGCAGAAACUCCAAGUGGAUUAAAAUAGCCAGGGAGUUUGGCCUCAUAAAUAAAGAGAAAAAUAUAAAACUAAUUGAAGACAUCAAAUGUAUUAAGGAGUACUACCUCACCUAUCUUAGGGAGUUUGAAAGAAUCCAUGAUAAUCUAAAAAAGGGAAAGGUAUCCCCGAAGAAGCUCCGGGCGGGGAAAACCCCCAGCAGUGUCGACGUACGGUAUAAUAAAAAAAUGUCCGUUAGUAAAGCUAAUAAUAAGAAGUUGAAGACAGAGACGCAUAUGCAUAACUUGAGACGUCCGGAGCAGCUGACCGGUGUGAGCAUCCCCGGGGGGAUGGUUCAUCCGGGGGUCAUUAACAACGUGGAGCAUUUGAUGGGAAGUGCGAAGGGCUCCUGUAAAACGUUACACCCAUAUGGUAGUAACGGAAACGUAAAUCCUACAUACGUGGAUGUGUAUAAUGUAACCCCCUCGGCGAAACUGUGGAAAGACAACCUCCACCAGAAGGGAAGUGCCUACUGCUUGGAGGACUACCUCGAUGGGAGUGCACCCUGGUAUGGUGGAGACAGCAUGCAGACACAGAUGAGCAUGGGCAGCAGUCCAGUUGAACGGAGCAAAAGCAAAAGCAGCCACAAGAAGGGACUCACUAAGAAGCGCAGCUUUAAGACUGAAGGGGACUUCGCCGACGCGGACAUGCGGCCGAUGCGCCUGGCGGAUGUUAACCUCGCCAGUUAUGGGGCCUACGCGAAUUACGCGAAUUACGCAAAUUACGCAAACGGGGGGGGGGUCAUCAGCGGGGGAGGUUACCUAAACUAUGCUGGCUACCCAAACUCUGCUGGCUACCCCAACUGCGCUGGCUACCCAAACUGCGCUGGCUGCCCAAACUGUGCAGUCUACCCCAAUUACCACGUGGGUUCCUUUCACGAGGUGAAUGGGGGCGCCGGAGGGUACUACAGCUACGGCGGGGAGCUGCCCUAUGCGGUGGCGGCGACCGGCGAACCGAGCAGUUACGUGGAUGCGAGCUCGAUGGGCAGGGGGAAGUACCUUUGUAGCAACCAAGUGGUCAGUCUGAACGAGGUCGCUGCGGUUGGCAGGGGGGAGCUCAUCAGAGGUGAGCUUAACAGAGGAGAACUUGGCAGAGGAGAACUUGGCAGAGCUGACCUCAGCAGAAGUGACCUCAGCAGAAGCGCCAACAUGGGGAAUUAUUUUUUUCAUUAUGGGUCAGUGGGCCUCGUUGGGACGCCCCACUCGAUUGAAAACUCGCUGGAGGGUUACAAUUGUGUUAGCACCCCCCCCCGAGGGGGUAUCGUCUCGAGCAGCAUGGGUGCCUAUAUCGGCAGUGGUGUGCAUAGUGCAAAUGGCGGUGCGCGGCAGGGGGUGAACUACGGAGUGAAUUACGGCGUAAACUACGGCUGCAAUUAUGGCAGCAAUUUCGGAAGCAACUACGGAGUGAACUACGGCUGCAACUACGGGGGGGAGCAGUACCAGGGUUAUUACUACCCCCCCUAUGAUGGGAACGUCAAGUGGAACCCCUUCGCAGGGAACCCGAAUGAGAAGCUGAUGGUGGGAGCCGGUAGCCAGGCGAACCUUUUGGCGUUGGAAGGCUACCCAGGGUCAUUGCCCUACGGACUGCAGAUAAGGAACGACAGCAACAUAGACGCGAGGAACUGCACCGACAUUUAUAGAAUCCUCUUUGGAUUGAAGAGAAGAAAAGAAAAGGUAGCAGAUUUUAUAUUUUGCCUGAACGUGUUGUAUAGCCUAUCGGCCAUGAAUGACCUAUCCCUUUCUAGAAUGCAAAUUAGGAUAACCAUCUGUAUGCUUUUGCAAGUGCUGGAUGAGAUGCUCAUCAUUUUCUACUCCAAGGUGAGUAUGAAGGAGAGGGCACUAGACAUAAUGGUAAAAAGUUUUGCAGAUUACCUAUCGGAUCGUAAUGGAUGGGCACCUGGGAAGGGACUUACAAGUGUGCGCGGUGAUGAUUACACUGGUUUGGCGGCUACAGCGGAGGGGGAGCACCUCAUGGGGUGCGCUGUAUGUUCAUCUCCAGGGGGAGACAGUUUGGACUGCAGCGGAGGGAACGCUCCGAAGGGAUCUCCCCAGGGGGGGAGGAGCGCCAUCAUGGGGGCGCUGCUGAGCGAGCAAGUGAACGUCAGCGAGAUCGCGCGGUUGUACCUGUCCUACAGUGGGUACUGCCGGGAUAAGAGGCGCAAAAUCAGGCGCGCGGGGGGGUCAGAAGGGGGCAGCAAAGGGGGGAGGUCAGAAGUGAACCACUCAGUAGAGGCGAACCGCUCAGCGGAGGCUAACCGCUCAGUAGAGGCAACCCCCUCGGGGGAGGAAUCCGCCGGGGAGGGAACCAGCUCGCCCGACGGCGGAAGCGACUGGGAAGAGGCGCCCCCCUGGAGCUCCAACCCCCCCAGCAGUGUAAACAGCUCGGACAUCGAAAAUAUAAUUACGGGCGGCACCACCACCAAGGGAGGAGGAAACCAAUCGGCGGACAGUCUAUACAGAGAUAAAGAGGAAUCCAAGAAAUCUCUCAUGCGAAAGAGCAGCCAAGAAUUUGUCUUCCUAAUUUUGUAUAUCAUAAAUAACAUUUUCCAAACGAGAAAGUAUAGCCUUUAUUUUUGCAAUAAAAAAAGUGAUGACGUUAGGGAAGGCUCCCUAGGGGAAGAGAGAGACAUUGUGGAAGCAUCCAGGGGUAGGGGGACUACACAUGCAGGUGGUGCCUUUAACAAAAUGGAUAGCGGAAUGGUUAGGGAAAACCUUAAGAGGGAAAAGGCCCUUGGGGGAAACUCCACCUGUGAUGAUAUGCCUGAGGAGACUAAAAUGAACGAACUGGGUAGGGGCAGCCAAGGGAGUGAAAAAAUAAAUGUGGAUGAAGGGGGUGGGAAGGAUGAUGGGGGAGGGGGAGGUCACCUCUUGUCCGGAAGAACUGCCGAGAAGGAGUUCUGGUCCGACGACUCGUCCGAUUCUGCAUCAGGCUGUAGCGUGUGUAGUUGCAAAGGGGGAGUCGUCAAGAAGGAGGUUGCUCCAAGUAGGGGCAUGACUAGGGGGUAUGCCAAAAUUCUGAGCGUUAAGAAGAAAAUGAUGGAAGGGGGGGGCGACCUGCUCGGGGAGGAUGCACUCGUGAGGGUGAAGGCUCAGGGGGAUGAAGAGGAGACCACCACGAAUCUGUGUGACAGGGGGGGAGCGGCAGAUGGGGGUGGUUGGACGGGGCAGGUAGCCACUGCGGCGCUUCUCAAGGGGGACGCAAAUGGGCCAAGCGAGGGGGCGGCGUGGCCGAACGGGGAGACCAACGCGUGUGAUAAGCUUAAGAGCAGCCACCUGAGCAGCGUUGGCGGUUAUUCUCCCCCCCCCAGUAGCGAAGUGCCCCCCAUUCGUGAGGAGGGGUCCUCUUCUCUGCAGACUGCCAAUUUUUCCAUGCCGCAGAGUGAGGAGCCGUUCAUGGCUGACGAUAGGCCACCUCAUGUAGGAAGUGUGCCCAACGGAGAUGUCACCCAGCAGGUGAGGGACGACGUAGAUUUGGAGAAAGCACAAGGUGUUGGUUGCACAAGGGAGAGGCUUUACCCAGAAGGGGGGAGCCUAUGCGAUAGUAAUUUCCCCAGUAACGGUUCGAGCGAUGCGCCAAAUGGAAGCGCAGAUGGGAAGGGCCUCCUCAUCAGGCAGAAUAACGAAGCCGUUUGUGGGGAUGACGGUUUUGCAAAAGAGAUGAAGGUGAAGGUGAUGGUGAAGGAAGAAGAGGGUGCUACAAUUGGCGUAGUAGGCGAGCGAACGGAUGACCCACCCGUUCAGAAGGACAACGAGGAUGGGGCUACCCCGAAUGGGGGAAGCGGUGUGGGCAUGCAGCUGCACCCCUUGGAAGGUGCCACUACUUCGAGUAGCCACCAUUUAAGUGACAAUCGGAGCGCAGAGAAUUACGGCAGAGGGGGGGAGCACAAGUGUGAUGACGUUGCUCUUUCUCAUGUAGUUAACAAAAAUGGGGGUGAGGAAUCUUCCCCCCGGCAGAUGAGUAAAAGCAAUUAUGGGGGAUACCCGCAUCCGGGCAUGGUCGAAGGUAUGAUGCAGAGUGGGAAUGACCCCCUUUUGGUGGGAGGCAUGUAUAACAUGACUAGCCACGUGAUCCCAAUGGGAGGCAGUCCCGUAGGUGGAGAGCAAUUCGAGAGGACCUACAACGGCCAGGGGGACGGCAUCCCCUUUGGUGGGAGCCCCUUUAGUGGGAGCCCCUUUAGUGGGAGCCCGUACGGCCAUGACUUCCCCGCUAAUCACGACGGGGUGAUAAGCAGCCUUUACUACGCCCCGAACGGAGAUGAUGGAAGGAAUGGCCAUUCCAGGGGAGACCACCAAAUGAGGAAGCAGGAGGGGGCGACGACAACCCAGAAGGAAACAAUCAGGAAGGAAAAUAACCUGCUGGUGAGCGCCGAAUGUGGGAGCCCAAAUGGGAAAAUCCAUGAGGAGGAGAAAAUUUGCAAAAAGUGCGGCACCGCACGGGCACACACCAGCAAGCGGGAUGGGAAGCGGGACAAUUGGCAGGACAGUACGCAGGACGGUGAGCAAAACCACAAGCAAGAAAUGAAAAGGCUCUUUAAAAACAUGAAAAGGGAGGUAUACGAGGAAAUGAAAAAAAUAUUUAAAGAAAAAAAAAUAAAACAAAACAAACUGCUGCACUAUUUUGACAUAAGCAAAUUUCUGAGCAUCUUUGAAUUAAUUUUUUUAAAAAAUUUCGAAAAUAUUAUUUUCCAUGAGAAGGCCAUACAGAAUAUUUACCUGAACAUGUUCAUAUGUGUAGACAUAUUAAACAACGAAUUGGGAAGAAGCAUUUCCCUCAAGUACAUAUUUUUUCCUUCCCAGUUUUUGCAACGCACAAGUAAGUUGAAAAUUACGGCCCAUUUCGAUCGGAAGAAUAAGCUGUUCAUUCAGUCGGAGGCGCGCACAGGGGGGUCAAGGGAGUUUUAUCACCCGGGGGAUGCUCACUCGGGGGAUACUCACUUUGGGGGGAAUACCGAACGGGAGAACUUAAGGGAGGAUAAAAUAAACUGCUUCCCUAGCCAUUUGGAGGGGGACCCCAAUGGGGAAAACGUCGCACACAAUGGGGCUGCGAAAACGGCAGAGAAAGUCGAAAGGGAAGAGACGGAGGCCCCCCCGGGGAUGGGGGGAGGGACAGACCAACUGAGCGGAAUGGAAUACAGGAAAAAAAUAAAAAAACUGUUUUUAAAAAUAUUCAGAAGAAACAACAAAAAAUAUAAUAUUUAUAAAAAAAUUGAUUACGAGUUUUUAAUGAGAAAGUACAAGUAUAGGGGUCCACUCAAUUGUGAAGAAAAGGAAAAAUUUAAAAAAUAUAUCAUCCUGGAUUUGCACGAAAUUACAAAAAAAAUUCUUUUAAAAGUGUAUAAGCGAGUUAAUAGUCACCUGAACAUUGCCAUAUUGUCCUUAAACAUAUUAACGCACAUUUUGUAUUUAAUUCCGAAGAGGAUGUUACAUGUCUCCUUUAUUUUUUGGAUUUUAAAUGAAACAAUAAAUGUGAAGUGUACCUACACUUAUUUAAGUGUUCCCUUGUGCAUUUUAAAUUACAAUGGAUUUCUUUUCCUCGAAACGAUGAUGAAGCUCAUCAUUCGUAUGAUUGAAAAUGAUGUGAUGCCUUUGCACUCUUACAUGUUGUCCUUCCUUCGUUUGUGUUCCUUCCCAUUGUACAUUUAUCUUUACUUUGAUAUCCCCGUUUCUCACACACUUAUCAUUACGGCCCUGUCUGCGUUGUACUUGCUGGUUACCUACGACCCUGACUUUUUGGCCACGGGCUUUGUCAGUGCGAAGACCGGCGGGGUGCGUUCCUCUAUGGGGAGCUGCGUCAGGGGCGGCGACGACGCGGCGCCCGGGGAGGGAGCCGCCAGCGCCGACCACGUGUGCAAGAAGAGGCGGCUUUCGGACCUGCCCGCCCCGGGGGAGGAUUGCGGCGCGAUCAGCGGCGAGAGGAACGGCGAGAGGAGCGGCGAGAACAUAGGUGACUACACCGGAGAGUGCCCCGGCGACUGCGGCGGAGAGGUGAAGAGCGAAGUGAAGUGCCAUGUGAAGUGCCAAGUGAAGCACGAGGUCAAACGCGAAGGCGCGCAGGAAGAGCCGCGGGAAACCGCGCACGAAGAACUGACGGAGGAGAGGAAGGAGCUCCUCGAAAAAAUCUUCAUCAAAACCAUGUUGCUCUUCCUGAAGAAGUCCAUUUACUUUAAAAGCAUUUUCAACUGCGCGAAUAUAAACGAGAAGGAGGAAAUGCUGGUGGACAGCAGGAGGGUACAAGUCAUUUUAAAAAACUGGAGGAUGCACAGCGAAGAAAUGGAGAAGGAAAAAGAGGAGUUGUAUUUCUCCAACAUUGAAAAUAAAGUUUUCUAUUUACACGACAAUUUGCUUUUAUACGCCUUAGACAAUUUACCCAUUUCUAGCCCUGCCAAGGACAUGAAAAUGUGUGAAAAUAUAAAAAACCAAUUCAUCAAUCAGUACUGCACCACAGUUGCCUUUUCGUAUGACUUCGUCAUGUCUGAGAAUACGGAAGUACAGAGACUUAGCAUUUACGCGCAUUCCAUAGUGCCCAUUUUUUUGUUCCUAUCUUCUCACCGCAUCUUAUGGCAGUGUCUGUCACCCCACAUCCCGUUGCUGACGCAGAUGGCGUUCAUCCAGACGGACAUCAGUCGGUCCCUGUGGGUCAUACUGAAGGAGUACUACUUUAGAAGCUUCAUGCGGGAGAAGCGCAGUGGGAAGAAGCUCGACUCGUGCUUUGACUCCCGGUUGGUCAAGAUUGAGAGGGUGAAGCGGAACGUAGCGAGGUGAAGCGGGAUGCAGCUAGGUGAAGCGGGAUGCAGCUAGGUGAAGCGGGAUGCAGCUAGGUGAAGCGGAACGCAGCUAGGUGAAUCGAAUUGACGCCAGUUGCUACUUCCCCGUGGUUCGCACUCUUUCUUGUUUUUUUUUUUUUUUGUGGAUUUGUACUCAGAAAGAGGGGAGCCCCGCCUCGUCGCACACUGCUAAGGAGGCACCCCCCUUGCCGGGCUAAGCAGAUAGCUGGUUAUUUGCCCGCGUGUCUACCAGCGUGUGAGCGCACAUAUUCACCGGCGUAUUUAUUGGCCUGUUUAUUGGCCUACUUAUCGGCAUGUUUAUCCGCACGCGCACCUACCCAUUGAUUUUUCCCCCCAAACUUACUCCACAUGCGCGUCCGUCAACUUGCUACGUGGCGCGAACUUUGCUACAUGGAGCGCGCGCGCGCGUGUGCACUUUUUAUUUCAAUGAAUUAGACUUCG